Cordyceps militaris CM01 is the source of this 1272-nucleotide messenger RNA. RefSeq names its product tRNA-specific adenosine-34 deaminase subunit Tad3, putative. The record is from RefSeq and is a predicted model, not a curated record. The transcript is spliced from 2 exons. Bases 1 to 1272 code for a protein of 423 amino acids. NCBI's taxonomy places the organism in Eukaryota, Fungi, Ascomycota, Sordariomycetes, Hypocreales, Cordycipitaceae. Gene Ontology annotation, cellular component: nucleus; cytoplasm. Gene Ontology annotation, molecular function: tRNA-specific adenosine-34 deaminase activity.
AUGAACGGAGACAGCAUGGACCGGGAUCUAGAGCACAGUGCCUCGGUGGCCGCUGUACCAGCAUCACAGUUCACCGCUGGGGUCCUGCCGAACCCCUUGAUUGAUGAUAUCAAGUCUCUUCAACCCAAGACCGGCGUUUUAAUUCCUCUGAAAACAACACAAGAGGUUCGACAAGACCAUACCAUUGUCCCGGCUUUCAUCACUAGAGUUCCAGCAAAGGCUGCUGCCGAAGUCCUUGGUGCAUUGCGUCUUACGCGACCUGGUGGUAGCGCUAACCCCCUACCUCAUCUGCGAGGAUGUGCAAAGCCCGCGGACUUGCCUGCCCAUCUAAAGACGAAGUUCAUGAACGAAACCCCUGAAGGCCGUCUGGUCCACUUUGCAAAAUCAAUGUGGCUCUAUAUCAUGUGUUGUGAAGCCUCGGAUACCACAGAAGAAGAGCUGGCAGCGACACUUUCCACUGUCAGCCUCCUUGAAGGGCUGGACAUCUGGAUUUCCACGGUCCCAGUCCCACUUGUGGCCCCGACGUCACAAAUUCAGGCUGCUAUGUGGUCCUCACAGUUCUGGCCAACGGUCUAUCGGAAGAACAACCCUUUGGGACCGCACCCUAGCAUAGUGGCCAGAGGUACUGACGAGAUCAAGGACGAUUCGAUCAUGUGGAUGACGUUGGCCCAGCGCGUGGCAGACGACGCCAAGGGUAAAGGUUUGGGAGAAGCUAUAGGAGCGGUCGUUGUGCAGAGAGAUGAGCAUGGCGCCCAGCUUGUUGCCGUGGCAGGCGAUGCGCGCUGGCAUCAGGAUCCCCUGCUCGGAGACGUCGGCAAUCCCAUGGCGCACUGUGUCCUCCGUGUUAUUAGCAUGGUCGCACAAAAGCUUGUUCGUCAUGAGAGGCAAGCCGCGGAUCUGACUUUAGAUCUGCCAACGCUCGAGUUUGACGCUUUUCAUGACGGACCGAUUCUCGACGCUGAGAAGCAGUGCUUCCUACAGGAGCACCCGAAUAAGGACGGCUAUUUGUGUCAUGGGCUGGAGCUCUACAUGACGCAUGAACCUUGUGUGGCAUGUUCAAUGGCUAUUCUUCACGCCAGAAUGGGCAAGGUGGUAUUCUGCAACCACAUGCCAAGAACUGGUGGCUUGAGUUCAGACGAUCGUCCUGACGGAGGCGGAAGAGGGUUGGGUCUCUUCUGGAGGCGGGAGCUCAAUUGGAGCUUGCUGGCCUGGGAGCUGGAGCAAGAUGCUAAUUUUGACCUGGUGACUUUGGACCCGACCACUCAUGUUUAG